AUGACGGACGGCCCGUCUUCCCGCGUUGGACGGAGGGCCGCGGCAGCGUGCACCUUUUGUCGACGGCGAAAGAUCAAAUGCAGUAACGAUCAGCCAACAUGUAAUAAUUGCAAGACAUAUGGAAAAGAGUGUAUCUAUACGCCUAUCGAUCAUGGCCCAGCCUCGGCCUCGGCUUCAGUCCAAAGGCUGCGUCCCUCGACUAGACGGUCUACUGUAUCGCCCAGGGCUAAAACGAACGACACUCGCAGAGACGCCGUAUCGGAAAGGCCUGCUUCGCCACCAUCGUCCUCGAACCAGAAUGCACCCAGAUCCGGAUCUAGUUCCGUUUCAAACACGAUCCGUAAUCAUCAAAAUGCUGAGCCACGCAUGUUUGUAUCAGCGGCUGGCGAAUCUCGUUACCAUGGUCGUACGAGCACUCUGUUUGAAGAAAACUUACAGCUGAACCCCUCAAAGGACGCUGGAUCGCGAAUUUCCGAUGAUGUGAUUGAGUCGGGAUUGGUUGCAAAUGCAUUACGGCAACGCCAACUUGAAAAUUUGAACUUACGAGCAGGAAAGCUUGACUUUGACGGACUAGACCCGGAGCUCGGGCUCCAUCUUUUGUCUCUUCACUGGAACCGACAGCACCAUUCCUUCUUGGUCACCUAUCGGCCAGCAUUUAUGCGGGACAUGGCUUGUGGCGGUCCUUAUUUCUCAAAGCUUUUGCUCAAUGCCAUUUAUUAUGGUGCAUCAAAGUUUAGUCCCCGCCAUGAAGUUCGCAAGGAUCCCACGGAUGUGCGUACAGCUGGUUGGAAGUUUCGGGAGCGCGUUCGUCAGCUACUAGGUAGCGCGCUAGACCAGAGCAACAUCACCACCAUCCAAGCCCUUCUUAUCAUGACAAAUUCCCUUUUUGCUCUUGGCGACGAGCGCAGUGCGGCUUGGCUAUAUGCCGGACUCGCAUUGAGGAUGAUUGUGGAUCUGGGAAUGCAUAUUGAUCUUGUCAAUGUUGUAGGAACACGGCAAUUCACAGACGAAGACUUGGAGAUUCGAAGGCGGGUGUUUUGGGGAGCUUUUGUCGUUGAUAAGAUCCAAAGUCUUUAUCAAGGCCGACCAUUCACAAUCAAAGAAUCAGACACUCUAGUGCCGAUCAAGUUCCUCGAUACAUAUGAGGAGCUGUAA
Molecule: messenger RNA, 1155 nt
Organism: Pestalotiopsis fici W106-1
Lineage: Eukaryota; Fungi; Ascomycota; Sordariomycetes; Amphisphaeriales; Sporocadaceae
Exons: 4
Coding region: 1-1155 (384 amino acids)
Biological process (GO): regulation of DNA-templated transcription; DNA-templated transcription
Molecular function (GO): DNA-binding transcription factor activity, RNA polymerase II-specific; zinc ion binding; DNA binding
Source: RefSeq, a predicted model, not a curated record